AUGUUUGCGAUGCGUAGCGAGAAGCUUUCCAAAUUCCACCACCAUCUUCAUCGAGCAUGGGAUAUCGCCAAAGUCAACAGCUCGGGAAGUCGGACCGUUAUGUAUGAGUCUACGAGCGUCACUGUCUUCAAGCAAGAUCCGGAACGUGCAGAAGUCAAAGUCAGGGAGUUCAAUAUCGUGGAGCUAGUACCUUCGAAGGAUGGCGGGGGUCAGUCUGAUGUCUUUAAAGCCUGUGAGCUGAGCACGUUCUUGGAUGGUUCGCCAGUGUCAGCGAGGUUGAAGUCGAUUCUAGAGGGAACAAACGCAGCUUGA
Penicillium daleae is the source of this 312-nucleotide messenger RNA. RefSeq lists its product as uncharacterized. The coding region runs from base 1 to 312 and encodes 103 amino acids. The record is from RefSeq and is a predicted model, not a curated record. The transcript has a single exon. NCBI's taxonomy places the organism in Eukaryota, Fungi, Ascomycota, Eurotiomycetes, Eurotiales, Aspergillaceae.